Messenger RNA from Acyrthosiphon pisum (pea aphid), 576 nucleotides. RefSeq names its product piggyBac transposable element-derived protein 3-like. The record is from RefSeq and is a predicted model, not a curated record. The transcript has a single exon. Lineage: Eukaryota; Metazoa; Arthropoda; Insecta; Hemiptera; Aphididae. The coding region runs from base 1 to 576 and encodes 191 amino acids.
AUGAUAGAUAGUUUGAACCAAAUAUUUUUGGAGUCUUCAUCUGGAACACGUGAACUCAGUGUUGAUGAGUCUAUGAUUAAAUUCAAGGGUCGCAGUACGAUAAAGCAAUAUAACCCAAUGAAACCCAUAAAAAGGGGUUACAAAUUGUGGUGUAUUGCAGACCAGAACGGAUAUAUUAUGAAAUUUACGGUGUACCAAGGAAAAAACGAAACGUUAGAAAAAGAGUUCGAGAACACUAAUUUAGGAGAAAGAAUUGUAUUGCAGUUGACAAAACCAUUUUGGAACGAAUCUAGAAUUGUAUUUUUCGAUAACUAUUUUACAACUUUUUCACUUCUUGAAAAGUUGAGAACGCAACAAACACUAGCUUGUGGUACAAUUAGACAAAAUCGUAAAGGGAUGCCACAAAAGUUCAAAAAAGAUUCUGAAAUACCUCGGGGAGAAUUUGACUACCGAUUUUCUACUUCAGGUAUUGGAAUAUUCAAAUGGAAAGAUAACAAAGUGGUACAUAUUGCGUCGGUUGUGGUACAAUCGGCCGACAGACAUUUGGUCGACAGACAUUUGGCCGACACGCAAUAG